Candidula unifasciata is the source of this 1257-nucleotide messenger RNA. Lineage: Eukaryota; Metazoa; Mollusca; Gastropoda; Stylommatophora; Geomitridae. The record is from the annotation of a GenBank genome assembly.
AUGGAGACACAUGGGCUUGGCUAUGAAGAGAUCAGUGAACCUUACUACUUUGAAACAGAUCACGUAGCUUUGAAGGAGAACCAGGACUAUCGUAACCUGCUUCACACUAUAGCAGUUCUAGAGGCACAGAGGCAGCAGGCGGCUGAAGAUAUUGAACUCCUUUAUAAAGCACAAGAUGAAGCUUUAGCAGAUCCCUUGAAGUUUGUGGGAAAACUCCAACAAGGCACAGAUUUCUGUUUUCCCAAAGCUCAGAAACUGGCAUCUCUGCCUGAUGUACAAUGGGAUAAAUACACCAGUGGUGCACUGUUCUCUUCGUUUGUGACUUCUCGGCAUAUGACCAGGAACAAGAGAAGCACAACUGGUGCUGAAGGUUGUGAUCCUCUAACAUGUGCAAGUACAGCGGAUUCUGCUGUGAGCUCAGAUUUAGAUGUCUUGGUUGUAAGAGGAAGGGCAAGAGAUAACUCCAAACCAUCCACCUUCAAUCAGCUGUGGACAGAUGAAGAGCAACAAAGACUGGAGAGUCUGCUGAUUCAAUUCCCUCCUGAGGAGGUGGAGUCUAAGAGGUGGGCUAAAAUUGCAGCUGCUCUUGGGAAUAGAACACCAGUACAGGUUGCCAGUCGAGUACAGAAAUAUUUUCUGAAAUUAGCCAGAGAAGGGUUGCCUGUCCCGGGGAGGACACCAAACCUGGCUGCAUAUGUUCGCAAGGGCUCUCACAGACAUCAUCGCUACAACAGACUCUAUUACCCACACUCCACGUUCUUGCAGUCCCACACCCCUCCAGUGUGGAUGAAAGAUGAUGUUGAUGAGUGCGAACUACAGCAGGGACCAGAUAGUUGUGCUGGAGAUAUCCUAGCUAUGUCAGACACGGCCAGCCUCCAGGAGGGUUCAUCCGAAGACGAACAGUACCCAGAGGAAAUACGCAGCUGUCCAGAAUACAAGGAAUUACAACAACUGCUGAAGAUCAAAAGAGAUAAACAACCACAAGAACACCCAAGUCUUGUACAACACAUUGGUUAUAAGUGUGAUAAUUGUUGCUGUGAACCUAUCAUAGGCACCAGGUGGCACUGCAUUGAUUGUCCAGCGGAGAUGUCAUUAGAUUUCUGUGGUGACUGCUGUCAUAUGUCAUGUCAAGGAGACCGGCACGACCCCAGUCAUCGCUUACAUCCGUUCAGGCAUGCUGGCCUUGACUCCGAUUAUAUGGGAUACUUCAAAGCUAAUUAUAAUUACUUGGACCCCAAUUACCUGCCUGCUAGCUAG